GAUUAUAACCUUAAAUUAUUAAGCACAAAAAUAUCAAAAAAGUUUUUUAGAACUUCCUAGUUUGGUUUCAAUAUAAUCGUUAAAAACUUGAACAAUAUAUCGGUAAAAAUUAAACGUUGUCCUUGUAUAGUUAAAAUAUUAGAAAAUUAACAUGUUGGGAUUAAUCAACGAUAGUGCAGCAUUUACAAACUCAAUAAAGAAUUCUAAUUUAUCCGUCGUGCACUUUUUCGCCGAAUGGGCUGAACAAUGUACUCAAGUGAAUGAUGUUUUGGAGGCCCUUUCCAAACAAUCUGAAUUCAGUAAUGUUAAGUUCCUGUCUUGCCCAGCUGAAACAUUUUCAGAUAUCGCACUAAAAUAUAAAAUUGAUGCGGUACCCACGAUAAUUCUGUUCAAAUCCGCCAGUGAAGUGUCGCGGAUCAACGGAGCGGAUGCUGCUAAAAUUACAAACGUCAUUAAGCAGUAUGUCACUGAUGGCAGUGGUGAUAGUGCAAAAACUGAUUCUUUAAAUGAUCGAUUGGCAGCCUUAAUCAACAAAUCCAAAGUUAUGUUGUUUAUGAAAGGAGACCGGAACACUCCCAGAUGUGGAUUUAGUCGACAAAUCAUUGAAAUACUAAAUAAAACAGGGGUUGAAUAUGAGACGUUUGAUAUUUUGACUGAUGAAGAGGUGAGACAAGGAUUGAAAACAUACUCGGAUUGGCCCACAUACCCACAACUUUAUGUAAAAGGCGAUUUAAUUGGUGGUCUGGAUAUUGUCAAGGAAAUGGUAGCUUCUGGACAGUUUGAAGAUGCAUUAAAUGCUUGAUUUUCUUCCUUAGUGUUAAUUAUAAUGGCAGAAGUUGAAGCAUUUUCAUUUCAUAUGUACCAUGUUUGUCUCAAAUUAUAAAUAAAGUUUUGAUUGAUCA
Molecule: messenger RNA, 902 nt
Organism: Aethina tumida (small hive beetle)
Lineage: Eukaryota; Metazoa; Arthropoda; Insecta; Coleoptera; Nitidulidae
Product: glutaredoxin 3
Exons: 3
Coding region: 152-802 (216 amino acids)
Source: RefSeq, a predicted model, not a curated record